This is a messenger RNA of Acanthosepion pharaonis, 1089 nucleotides long. The record is from the annotation of a GenBank genome assembly. NCBI's taxonomy places the organism in Eukaryota, Metazoa, Mollusca, Cephalopoda, Sepiida, Sepiidae.
AUGUCUAACGUUUUUUCUUUCGCAUUUCUCCUUUCAUGCUAUCAUUCUUUUAUUUUUUUCCUUCCUUCAUCUUUUUCGUGCCUUCAUGUUUGUCCUUCCUUCAUUUUUUUCCUUCCUUCAUCUUUUUUCUUCCUUCAUUUUUUCCCUCCUUCGUCGUAUCGCAAUUUCUUUUUUAUUUUUCAUUUAAUCACGUUUCCCUUUCUACUGUUUUCCUUCAUCUUUUCUCUUAUCUUCUCUUUUCUCCAUCCUUCAUCCUUUUUCAUUCCUUUCUUUUCCGCUUUCUUUCUGUUUUCUCUUUCCUUCUCCCUCUUCCUUCCCUCAUAUUUUCUCCCUUUUCUCAAUUUCCCAUGUUUCGUUUUUCUUUUUUUUCUUUUCGGCACUUUCGUCUUUUCCGUUUCAUUGCCUCGUUUUCAAAAUAUAUCUUUUCUGCUAUCACCCAUAUUUUCCCACCUUCUCUUCAUACGUUUUUCUUAUUUCUACAUCUUUCUCCUUCUGGCUUUCCUUCAUGUUUUCCCCCUUCCUUUGUUUUUCUGCUUCACCUUUCCCAUUUUUUCACUUUUCUCCACUUCUAGCCUUUCACAUAUUUUCACCCAUUCUUCCUAUUUUUCCCUUCCUUCAUAUUUCCAUUUUCUUUCAUUUUUCUUCAUUUGGCUUUCCUUCAUUAUUUUUACGCUUCCUUUGUUUCUCUGCUUCACAUUUUACAUUUUUUCACAUUUCUCCACUUCUCCCUUUCACAAAUAUUUACCCUUUCUUCCUCUUUUAUACUUCCUGCAUCUUUUCCUUCAUUUUGUCUUUUUCAAUUUUCCCAUUUCCUUUCUUUUUCUGAUUCAUUUUUCCUAUUUUUUCACAUUUCCCCACUUCUCCCAUUUCACAAAUAUUCACCCAUUUCUUCCACUUUUCUCCAUCCUCCAUCUUUUCUUCUUCCUUCAUUUUCCUUCUUUUGGCUUUCUUUCAUCAUUUUCCCCAUUCCUUUGUUUCUCUACUUCACCUUUCACAUUUUUUCACAUUUCCCUACACUCCCCUUUCACAUAUUUUCAUCCUUUCUUCCUUUCCUCGUCAUUCACUUUCUUUUUCCUCCUCCUCUUUUAA